ACUCAUUAUAGUCAUUGGUCAAAUUCCCUAGUUGAACUGUCAACUUGAAAGAAAAUUUAGGUUUCAGAAAAAACUUUUUGCUUAAAUAAGACGUAUUUUUAAAUAACGAUGGCAUCGGCAAUGGAUGUAGAUGUAGACGAAGUCGAAGUUCCAACCUCCAGCAGUUCCAAGGGCGAGAAGAAACGUUUCGAAGUAAAAAAGUGGAAUGCUGUGGCACUGUGGGCAUGGGAUAUUGUUGUUGACAACUGUGCGAUCUGUCGAAACCACAUAAUGGACUUGUGCAUUGAGUGUCAAGCCAAUCAAGCGUCUGCCACUAGUGAAGAGUGCACAGUGGCAUGGGGGGUUUGCAAUCACGCGUUUCAUUUUCACUGCAUCUCACGAUGGCUGAAGACUAGACAGGUUUGUCCUUUAGAUAAUAGAGAAUGGGAGUUCCAAAAGUAUGGUCACUGAUUAUUGGUCGUUAAAGUUAGGAUUUUUUUUGUUGAAUACUCCAUUUUCAUUUUUUUUUGUGGUCUUGAAUAAAUAAGGUAUUUCACAUGUGUCAGUUUUUUAAGUUAGGUUAUUAUUUGUAAAAUUUGUCUGUAUUUUGAAUAAAUUUUGCCCGUGUUUUCAUAUGUA
Messenger RNA from Zophobas morio, 618 nucleotides. RefSeq names its product RING-box protein 1A (gene Roc1a). Gene Ontology annotation, biological process: ubiquitin-dependent protein catabolic process; protein ubiquitination. Gene Ontology annotation, cellular component: nucleus; cullin-RING ubiquitin ligase complex. Gene Ontology annotation, molecular function: cullin family protein binding; ubiquitin protein ligase activity; zinc ion binding. Lineage: Eukaryota; Metazoa; Arthropoda; Insecta; Coleoptera; Tenebrionidae. Bases 109 to 450 code for a protein of 113 amino acids. The record is from RefSeq and is a predicted model, not a curated record. The transcript is spliced from 5 exons.